UUAGUUUGGUCGACAGUUCAGCGUACCAACAUGACGCCUUUCGUGUAUCUGGUCUUUGUGUUUGCAGUUUUCAAUUACGUUGUGGAGGCCAAUCCAAUAAAAGAUGGGUACAAGGAUUCAAUAACAAUAUCCAGCGACGUUCAAGGUUUCGAAUGGGAUUUUAUCAUAGAUUCGGACAAAAAGAAAGCGAUGAUUAUUGAAUUUGUUCCCAAAUUCCUUGAUAUAAUCAGGAACAUCAACACGUUGGGAACACCUUUUCAAACGGCUUUUCCAAACGACGAUCUUGAACACAUCCUAAAGUUGACGGAGUACUACUUGUUAGUCAUAGCGAAAGAAGAUAGCUCAGAAGAUGCUCAAAAGGUAAAACGAGCUAUACUGGCAAUUGGGGAAAAUAAACUAGUCAAAUCUGUAGUUACUUUCUUCUUCAAACAAAAUGUGUCUUUAGGCGGCAAAUGUGAAAACAAUGUGUUUCGAGAUUUCUUUUAUCCUGAAGCAAUUGCAUUAAAUGACAAGAGUAGGUAUAUGUUGUGGAUCGACCAAUACAGCUUGUUAAUGUGUCUCGUAAGUAUUGAAAAUGCUUUCCCAAAAACUAACUCGGACGAUUGGAUUUCCCGAACAAUAACGGAUGAUGGUGUAGACGUCACAAUCAAAGUAAAGAAAACAGACAUGAAAUUUGUGUGGGAUGCUGCUCACACAGUGACAGUAUCAUUGUCUCUUUCUCCAUCAAAAGAAGAACCGGAACAACAUGAACCAGAGGACCAGGAACAUAUUCAGGAAGAUCCGAAAAAUGUAAAAGAAGAUGAACACAUAGCACCAAUUGAAGAAGAAAUUUAUCAAGAACCGGAACAAUAUGAACCAGACAACCAGGAUCAUAUUCAGGAAGAUCUGAAAAGUCAAGAAGUACAAAACCCAGAACCAAAUAAACAUGAAAUUUAUCAAGAACCAGAUCAACAAGAACCAGAGGACCAGGAAGAUAUUCAGGUAGAUCCGAAAAAUCAAAAAGAAGUAGAAAGCCCACUACCAACUAAACAAGACAUUUAUCAAGAAUCGCAAAAACAUGAGCAAGUGGACCAGGAACGAAUUCAAGUAGACCCGGCAAGUCAAUUCGAAGUAGAAACCCCGGAACCAAAUAAACAAGAAAUUCAUGAAGAAUCGGAACAAUAUAAGCCAGAGGAACUGGAUCAUAUUCAGGAAGAUCCAAAAAGUCAAGAAGUGCAAAACUCAGAACCAGCUAAACAAGACAUUUUUCAAGAAUCGGAACAAUAUAAGCCAGAGGAGCAGGAACAGAUUCAAGCAGAUCCGAAAAGUCAAGAAGAAGUAGAUUAUCCGGAACCAAUUAAACAAGAAACUUAUCAAAAAGUGGAACAACAUGAGCCAGAGGACCAGGAACAUAUUCAGGAAGAUCCGCAAAAUCAAGAAGAAGUACAAAACCCAGAACCAAAUAAACAAGAAAUUUAUCAAGAAUCGGAACAACAUGAGCCAGAGGACCAGGAACAUAUUCAGGAAGAUCCGCAAAAUCAAGAAGAAGUACAAAACCCAGAACCAAAUAAACAAGAAAUUUAUCAAGAAUCGGAACAAUAUAAACCAGAGAACCAGGAACAUAUUCAGGAAGUUCCGCAAAAUAAAGAAGAAGUACAAAACCCAGAACCAAAUAAACAAGAAAUUUAUCAAGAAUCGGAACAAUAUAAGCCAGAGGACCAGGAACAUAUUCAGGAAGAUCCGGAAAAUAAAGAAGAAGUACAAAACCCAGAACCAAAUAAACAAGAAAUUUAUCAAGAAUCGGAACAAUAUAAACCAGAGAACCAGGAACAUAUUCAGGAAGUUCCGAAAAGUCAAGAAGAAGUACAAAACCCAGAACCAAUUAAUCAAGAAAUUUAUCAAGAAUCGGAACAACAUGAGCCAGAGGACCAGAAACAGAUUCGAGAGGAACCGAAAAUCGUAGAAGAACUGGCAAAUGCAGAACAAACUCCAAUAGUUCAUGAACCAAUUAUAGAAACCCCAGCACAUCAGGAAGAAGUAAAAAACGAAUUACAUCCACAUAAUCCAAUUCCAAGGGUAUCCAAUGAUUUAAAACCGGUGGCGACCAACCACAAACCAAAAAUGAAAAUUAUCACAACCACUACUACCAUAACCGCUGUAGACCCUGACUUAGGCACCGCCACGACAAAAACAACCACUACGACAGAAACAACCAUUACGCAACGUUAAAAUAUCAAAACACGCAAGAUGACGUAAUAUAAUUAAUCUUAAAAAUGCAUUUUACACAAUUACUUAACAUUUCUAAUGUCCUUACCCUUCUUUUUCAGUAGUACUAGCGUAGGUCGCGUAAAGUAAUAUUAAUUAUCUCAUCUUUGGUAAUAUAUUUGAAAAAUCUUUCACAAUGAAGUGGUUUGUUUUGAGGUCUCCAGAAAUAAAAUAGGUUUGCUUUCAUAGCAGUGAAAGCCAGUUGAGAGGAGUUAUCAGGUUUUAAAAUUUUUAAUAAAGCAUUAAAUAACGAUGUUUAUAAAUAAAAUAUAACAUUUUUCAUCAAUUUAACGUAAAUACGUUUGUCUAUGAAAACUGUCAACUUCUAUAACAAGUUUCAUGAGAAAAGACGUGGAUAUUACAUUCAUAUCCUUUGUAUCAGUAUUUUUCUUGUGUUUGCUUGCUGAUGUCAUCUGGUGAACCCAUAGUUCUGGUUGAACCUGGCCUUGAACCUAACGUUCUGGUGCAAGAGUCCCUUUCCUUGUAUUAGAAGAGCAGAUACAGCUAU
Macrosteles quadrilineatus (aster leafhopper) is the source of this 2752-nucleotide messenger RNA. RefSeq names its product probable serine/threonine-protein kinase kinX. The record is from RefSeq and is a predicted model, not a curated record. The transcript is spliced from 2 exons. NCBI's taxonomy places the organism in Eukaryota, Metazoa, Arthropoda, Insecta, Hemiptera, Cicadellidae. The coding region runs from base 31 to 2208 and encodes 725 amino acids.